AAUGUAAGAAUGAAAUACCAAACGUCGAAAAAAAACUGCAGCUAGCAAUGCCUCAUUGGUAAGCAGUGUUGAAUCGGCUAUAUUACAACACAGUCCCAAAACCGCUUUCAGUGGGGUAUUUCUAGUGAGUUGGUGGCAGAUUUCAGAAGUAUAUAAUAUCUCCAGUCGAUUUAUUCAAAUUUAGUUUCUGGAAUUCAUUCAACAUGGAUGCGCUAUAACCCCUCCAAUGGCAAUUAGGAGUUACGCAUUGAAGAUAGCCCUGCAAAAGCUUCAGAAAACGACCCAGAAAAUUAAUCUUCACGAGUUCUCAGCUAAGCAUCUUUUUCCCAACUCAUUUAAUGCUAAAUACUCUGCAGCACUCAAUAAAAUGACCAUAUUAAACUCUACUCCAGUAUGUGUGCAAUGUCGUCUCUCCUCUUAUAUCAUUUCAACCGAUAAAACCCUAGAUGAGGGAAAACCCUCCAUCUCGGGCAUUGAGGAUUCAAAGGAUGCCGAGACGAUAUGUAGGAUUUUGAUUGAUCAGCAUAACCCUUUUCAUGUGAUGGAAGGGGCUUUGCAAUUAAAUGGAAUCAACAUAACCGCAGAUAUAGUUUACCAGGUUCUGCUAAGGUUGAGGUUAAGAAAUGCAUCCAAAGUUGCUUUAGGGUUUUUUGUUUGGGCUAAAGAACAGGUAGGUUAUCAUCAUAGUGUUAGUGCAUACAAUGUCAUGAUUGACAUGCUGGGGAAGGUUAGGCAGUUUGAUGUGGCAUGGCAGCUUAUCAUCGAAAUGGGCCAGAUUUUUCCCCAGGUAGGUGUGAAGUCAUUUUCAAUUUUGAUCAGAAGGUAUGCCGCUGCUGGCAUGGCCACGCAGGCGAUCAGGGCCUUUGAUGACAUGGAGAGUUUUUUGGAGAGGGACCCUAGUAGCGAGGACUUCAAAAUGCUGCUUGAUACGCUCUGCAAGUAUGGGUUUUCCAGAUUGGCAACUGAAUUGUUCAAUAAAAGGAAAGCCCAAUUCACACCUGAUACUAAAACCUAUAACAUUCUUAUAUAUGGGUGGUGCAAGCGUAACAAGUCUGCAAUUGCCAGGAAUCUUUUGAAUGAGAUGAUUAAUCAGGGUUGUGAACCCAGUGUGGUCACUUACAAUGUACUUCUCGAAGACAUCUGUGGGAAGAACAAGUUAUUGGAGUCCAGAUUCUGUCAAAUGAAGAAAGCAGCUGAAAAUCUUUUAGUUGAAAUGAAGAGCAGAGGAUUUCUUCCUGACGUAAUGACUUAUUCUAUACUGAUGCAUGCAUAUGGUAGAGCACUCAAGGCGGAAGAAUGCUUUAGAUUGUUGAAUGAGAUGAAAGAAAAUUGUUGCAGCCCGAAUGUUGUAACAUAUACUUGUGUUAUCAAGUGUCUUUGCAUUCUUGGCAGAAUGAAUGAGGCUUAUAUAUUGCUUGAUGAGAUGGUACAAGAUGGAGUUUACCCAUCUGCUAUCACUUACAAUUGUUUUCUCAAGGUGUUUGGAGGUCGGAAUGAUGGUGAUAAGGCCCUAGAAUUGUACAAGAAAAUGCAAGAAGCGCCCUUGACAAGCAAGCCAACAAAUCAAACCUAUCACAUCUUGCUCCGUAUGUUUUGUAGAUUGGAUCGUAUGGAUGUUGUCUUUGAUAUAUGGAAUGACAUGCAUCAGAAGGGGAAUGGCCCUGACCUUGAUUCUUAUACACUAUUAAUUCAUAGUUUGAUUGAAAAGGCUAAAUGGAGAGAAGCCUGUUUGUAUUUUGUACAAAUGAUUGAGAAGGGACUUCUGCCUCAGACUGUCACUUUUGAAACACUGUAUAAAGGAUUGAUACAAUCAGAUCAACUGCGUUCGUGGAGAAGGCUAAAGAACAAACUUGCAGAUGAAUCAAAAAAAUUCAAAGAAGAAUUUGAAGGCUACCACUUUAAGCCUUACCAAAGAUAAAUAGGAAUAUUUUUAAGGAAAUCAAUCUCUCUUUUGAUGGGAAGACAUCUCACAAUUAGCUGACUAAGUAUAAUACGCUCCAAUAUUUACUGUUCUUUUGCAAAUUUUAUUGGCCCAUUGUUUUUUGGCAUGAGCGUAGAAGUUUAACUUUUGAUCUAUCUAGUGAGCAAAUUUUUGAUCCUUA
Cryptomeria japonica (Japanese cedar) is the source of this 2102-nucleotide messenger RNA. Its product is annotated as pentatricopeptide repeat-containing protein At2g13420, mitochondrial. The transcript has a single exon. Lineage: Eukaryota; Viridiplantae; Streptophyta; Pinopsida; Cupressales; Cupressaceae. Gene Ontology annotation, molecular function: protein binding. The coding region runs from base 227 to 1918 and encodes 563 amino acids. The record is from RefSeq and is a predicted model, not a curated record.